Messenger RNA from Phacochoerus africanus (Common warthog), 1252 nucleotides. RefSeq names its product cleavage and polyadenylation specific factor 4 like (gene CPSF4L). The record is from RefSeq and is a predicted model, not a curated record. Gene Ontology annotation, molecular function: metal ion binding; RNA binding. NCBI's taxonomy places the organism in Eukaryota, Metazoa, Chordata, Mammalia, Artiodactyla, Suidae. Gene Ontology annotation, cellular component: mRNA cleavage and polyadenylation specificity factor complex.
AUGCAAGAGGUCAGCGCAGGGCUGGAGCGGUUCACCUUCACCUAGGAGGAUGUAGAGCUGCAAAGGGGCACCGGACUCCUGCCUUUCCAGGGCAUGGACAGGUCGGGCUCAGCUGUGUGCAGCUUCUUCGCUAAAGGGCUCUGCCACAAAGGGAAGCUGUGUCCAUUCUGACCCAACCGAGGGGAGACGCGUGUGUGCAAACCCAGGCUCCGGGGGCUGUGCAAGACGGGCGACCAGUGCAAGUUCCGGCACCAGUACGAUGUCACCACAUCACCCGAGUGCUACUUCUGCUCCAAGUUCAUUGACUGCAACAAGGAAUGUCCAUUUCUCCACGUGAAGCCAGACUUCAAGAACCAGGACUGUCUGUGGUUUGACCAAGAUUUCUGCAGGGAUGGUCCCCUGUGUAAAUACCGCCACGUCCAUGGGAUAAUGUGUAUUAACUACUUGGCAGGCUUCCGCCCCGAGGGACCCCCGAGCCACUUUGCACAUGUUGAAAAGAGCUGCUAUGCCAGUCAGACUCGACUGGUAGGAGUUAUCAAAAACUGACCUGGUCUGUCUUGGGAAGUCAAGGACCUUCUUUCUGGUGAAGAUGCCCAAGGCCAUCCUGGGGGAUUCUCUGUCCCCAGCACCCGGGCAAGUCCACUGCCAGCCUCGGCAGGAAAGGAGGUGCAGCAGUGGCCUGCAUGUUUGGGUGCAUUUCCUCUUCUCCUGUAAGUGAACGAGCUACUAAAAAUACAGCGGGAUGGUGGCAGAUUGUGACAGGAACGAGUUAUUCCUAAGAGUGGGGAGCAAAGUCUCCAUAAAACCCAAAGCUCAAAUGUGUAUGGGAGAGACGGUUGUAUCCUCUGCUCAGCUCCCGCGCUGCUGCUGCUGCAGACAGUUCUGGGCGGCACGCGGCAGUUCCUGCGCAUAUGGCCUCCACUGCUGCUAUAAACUGGCAAUUAAAUCAAGUGUUUCUUUAUCAUGACAGCUGCUCCCUAUGGCUUAAAGUUAAGACUAGACUCUGUGCGAGCCUUGUGUGAGGACUGAUGAGAUAGAUGGUUCGUGUGAUGCUUAUCCUGGGGGGAGUGAGGAAGAGACGGGGAAGGUUGAAAGCCGUGCUGUCUACGCCACUGUGUAGCUUAACCCACUGGGAGAGGAGCAGGGAGGCAGAGCGUUUCAGGAGAAAACAGCGCCAAUUUAGUGUGGUAGGACAGGCUCACCGUACCUUUGGCAGAGGCGGGCACCUGCCUUAUCUUGCCUGGAGCAGGGA